CUUUUUGGGGGCAUAUUUUGCCCAGCAACUUUUACGGUAUGACUCACCCAAGGCAGCUGUUACGCAUGACAAAAAGAAAAAAAAUCAAAGGAUAAGGUGGAGCGAGCAGAUGGCAGGAGUCAGAUAAAAAGGUGUUGGCGCGCGGGAGCGACUAUUUGAGACGGGAAGGGGCCACACGAUGCCGCGCACCGGGACCAUGCGGAGCUCCAGGCUGCUCAGCGCGGCGCUCCUCUGCGCGCUGCUGCUGCUGCUCUCCAGCGCCGCUGGAGCCCAAGUGUUGGACACCGAGUCCGAGGAGGAGCUGAGCCCCAGAGCCCUGCGGGACUUCUACCCCAAAGGUCCGAACCUGACCAGUGAGAAGCAGCUGCUUGGGGCUCUCCAGGAAGUUCUUGAAAAGCUGCAGGCGAAGCGACUGCCUCUGUGGGAAAAGAAAUUUGGCCAAGUCCCAACGUGUGAUGUCGGGGAGCAGUGCGCCGUGAGGAAAGGCGCUCGGAUCGGCAAGAUGUGCGACUGUCCCCGGGGAGCUUUCUGCAACUUUUUCCUGCUGAAGUGCUUAUGAGCCUCUCCGGACGUGAAUGCGGCGUUGAGAUGUAAUUCCUCUGUCAUAUUUUCUAUGAUGCAGCCGAGGAGCAGGUGCGGGGAGUGCGCAGGAGUAGCUCUGUAUUUUAACUGUACUUUAUGUCUGUAAGGAUGCUGGCGAUGGGCGGGACGCGAGAACGACAUGAAGAGCCGUAAAGUUCCUGUACAUAUUCAGAACCACUUCAUGUGUGAAGCAGGGUCAUUUGUUGUCAUGUGAUAGCAGGUAGAAAUAACCUGUAGACUGCACAGUAAACUCACCUGAGGACCACACACACAC
Molecule: messenger RNA, 856 nt
Organism: Scatophagus argus
Lineage: Eukaryota; Metazoa; Chordata; Actinopteri; Scatophagidae
Gene: cart3
Product: cocaine- and amphetamine-regulated transcript protein
Exons: 3
Coding region: 179-559 (126 amino acids)
Biological process (GO): adult feeding behavior; negative regulation of appetite; positive regulation of MAPK cascade
Molecular function (GO): neuropeptide hormone activity
Source: RefSeq, a predicted model, not a curated record